Messenger RNA from Paramecium pentaurelia, 1421 nucleotides. NCBI's taxonomy places the organism in Eukaryota, Ciliophora, Oligohymenophorea, Peniculida, Parameciidae. The record is from the annotation of a GenBank genome assembly.
AUGAAUAUAAAAUCAAAUAAGACAACUUAAAAAAACAAAAAGUCUACUAUUAUCUCCUCUGAUUUGCUUGAUAUUACUUAUAUAUGUCCUAGAAUUCUUGCAAUGUCCUUCCCAAAUGAUAGGAAUUCAGGACAAAAAAAUAAUAUAGAUGAUGUAGGAUUAGUUUAUAUUAUUAUUAGGUUGCAUAAUAUUUGUAAUAACGUCACCAUAAUGAUUAUCAGAUUUAUAAUUUAAGUGGGAUACAAUAUGAUCAUACAAAAUUCAAAGGAAAAAUUUAUACUUUUGUAUAUGAUAGCCCUUAUUAUUUUAGCCAUGGGAAGAGAAAUCUACACCUAAUUUAGGAUAUUUGUUUAUGUUGUGUAAACAUAUUGAUGAUUUUUUAUCAUGUAUUUUAAGAAUCUAUUCUAAGCAAAAUUAUCAAAUGUAAUUAUUGUGCAUUGUAUUAACGGAAUUGGAAGAACUGGAACUGCAAUUUGUUGUUAUCUAUUAUACAGUGGUCGCUUUUCUAAUGCUGAAGAAGCAUUGUUUUAUUAUGACAAAUAGAAACAUUUAAAAGGAGGUGGUAUUACUAUGCCAACUUAAUUGAGAUAUGUGAAAUACUUUGAAAAGUUAACAUUAUCUGUUAAUAAUUAGAAUAUUAUUCUAAAGAAAUAUAUAUCCACCUAUCAAAUACUUAACUUCUAUAGUUAUUCAUGGUAUACCAGAUAUUCAAGAUAAAUAAUGUAAACCAUUUUUAGAAAUUUAUACUUAUGAAAAGUCUUGCAAAACUUUAAAAUAUACUGAUAAAUUAGAAGUAUUAUUUAUGUGAUCUUAGUAUAAAGAUUAAAAGAAAGCAAAAGAUUUAAUGUUGAAAGAUAUCGAAUUAAUUAGAAUUAAUAUAGGCAAGCCUUUUUUGGCAAUUGGAGACAUAAUGAUUAAAUUUAAUCAUAAUGGUAUUAUUAUAAAAAACAAUAAUGAGGCCAUUUUGAAGUAGAACCAAUGUUUCGAGUUUCUUUUAAUACUGCCUUUAUUGAAGACAAGUAAAAUAAUAUUAAAUGAAUAAGCAAAUUGAUUUUAAAGAAUGAAGAUUUAGAUCCUUCCAAAUUACAAAAAGAUGAUAGAUUUCCUGCUGAUUUGAAUGUUGAGAUUCAAUUUAAAGAUUUCUGUAAAUGCACAAAUGAAAUAUAAUUUAAUUAAAGGUGUAAAAGUUGUUCAAACUUAUCUAAACAACUUUGCCCUGAUUGGGAACUAAUCUAAAACAUUCUAAAUGACUACAUUAAGCAUACUGUUGAAGAGUCUUAAAUCUUAUUAUUUGGAGAUGCUGCAUUUGAUAAUCUCAAUGAUGUGAAAUAUCAAACAUGUAAAAUAAUUACUAUAAAUUUAUAGUUUAAGGAGGACGUGCUCGAACUGAUAUUAUUAAAGAUAUCGAUGAUGAUUUUUGA